Messenger RNA from Acipenser ruthenus (sterlet), 2936 nucleotides. RefSeq names its product E3 SUMO-protein ligase ZBED1-like. The record is from RefSeq and is a predicted model, not a curated record. The transcript has 5 exons. Lineage: Eukaryota; Metazoa; Chordata; Actinopteri; Acipenseriformes; Acipenseridae. The coding region runs from base 428 to 2788 and encodes 786 amino acids. Gene Ontology annotation, molecular function: DNA binding; protein dimerization activity.
AUUGGCUGGCCUCCCUGUCGAAGCAAAGACUGGAUCGCUCUGACUGGAGGAGGGUUGAAACUAGAGACCCGAGUUCGCCAUGCUGACUCACGCAGCGCUGUGUUUUACUCUGCAAUGUGCUGGGAUUGAUCCGAAAUGGUGCCCGUUUCGUCUCGCUCUUCUUGCGAUCUAUGCAUUUUGUGCAGGGUUUGUUGUGUUUGGUUGGUGUGCAAUUGUUUUUCUCUCUGUUUUAGUUGCUGAUGCUAUUGAAACGGCUCAAAUCCUAAACGAAAGGCUUGAAAAGUAGUAGUUCAGAAAUAAAGACACAGCAGACACUUUCUCCGUAAGCAGAGAGAGAGAGAGAGGGAGAGACGGAGAGUAAUUCAAUAGUCUUGUCUCCUUUUCUUCAGUGAGAACGGAUCAGCCUCACUCAAAGGAAGUUUCUGAGAUGGAAGCAGCUCACAUCAGCCCAGAGCUUCCUAUUCAAUGGGUUGUUUCUGCAGACAGGACUGUUGAGAUCAAGGAGGAAGUGACUGAGCUGGGGUGUGACCAGGCCAAUGAGCGGAUCCUGCAGGAGGAAACGCCACCUUCUAGUAUCACUGAGAGAGAUACCGAUAUAAAGCUUUCUGAACUGGAACCUGUCCCCAUUCAAGAGGAGAGUCCUGUACUUGAACCUGUCCCUGUUAAACCAGAAGCAGUCAAGCGUGAGGCUUUAUUAAAUGAAGGAGAGACAUCUCAUGACUUGUAUAGUAAUGGAGAGGAUGGGGCUGAGCUGGGUUCCAUUCAGAGGAAACGGCGCAUCUCCCAGCUGGAGGCUAUCCAAACACAUCCUUCAUCACAACAGCAACCAAGGGCUUCCCGUAUGCACGCCCCGCCAUCGUCCUCGGCUAAUCGCUUCAGGAUGGCGGCGAGUAACCACAGAGAUAAAGAGCGACAGUGUGGAGCGUUAACUUCGUCUCAUUCAAAGGAGAAAGAGGAGCUUGUUCCAAAGAAAUGCUCGUCUUCAGCAGUUUGGGCUUUUUUCGGAUUCAAAUCGUCCGAUUUUAAGCAAAGCACCAUACUUUGUAAAAAAUGUUGGAAAGUCGUGCCAGCCAAAGGAGGCAACACAUCAAACCUAUUUCAUCACCUGAGGCACCGACAUCCAAUGGAGUACAGUAAAUGCAUUGAAAAACGAUCCUCUGACAAGCCUACUAAACACUCGGUCAUCGAAAACCAAACCCCGAUCUCUGAAUCAAUUUCUAAUGUUGCGCCCUAUGAGCCAGACAGUAAACGAUGGAAACAGAUUACCGAUGCAGUAACCUAUUUCAUUGCCAAAGACAUGGUUCCUAUCUACACUGUAGAAAAAGAAGGCUUUAAAAAGCUGUUGAAAAUGAUCGACAAGAAAUAUCAGCUGCCAAGUCGCAAGUAUUUUUCAGAAACGGCUUUGCCAGCUUUGUACGAUGACUGUCGUGAGCAAGUAGCCGAAGCGCUGACCCGCGUACAAUUCUUUGCAAGUACCACAGACCUGUGGUCAAGCCAGACCACUGAGCCAUACAUCAGCCUAACUGUACACUACAUUGAUCCUGAUUGGAAAUUAUGCACAAAGUGCCUACAAACCUCGUACUUCCCUGAGGAUCACACUGGUGAAGCAAUCGCACAGGGUCUGCGAGAUGCUCUGUCUGCCUGGGGCCUGAGGGAAGAGCUGCAAAUCUGCAUCACCACAGACAGCGGGUCAGAUGUCGUCAAAGCUGCACAACUAAAUGCAUGGGAGAGACUCCAGUGCUUCGGACACAGGCUUCACCUUGCUAUCGAAAACAGCGUGAAAGGUGAUAAGCGCAUAGACCAUGCCAUUGGUGUGUGUAAGAAGCUGGUGAGCACCUUCUCAUGCAGCUGGAAGAAACGAAAAGCACUGAGUGUAGCACAAGCUGAGCUCAGUCUUCCUCAGCACCAGCUGGUAACAGAAACACCCACUCGCUGGGGAUCACGUCAACGAAUGAUCCAAAGGGUGCUGGAACAGGAAGAAGCAAUCGCACAAGUCCUGACUGCUGACCGAAAAACCAGGAACUUGGUGCCUACAUGGCAGGACGCCGAUGUGCUUCGGUCAUUGAAUAAGGCUUUGAGCCCACUGGUGGCCUUCACAGACGUUCUGUCAUGUGAAAACUAUGUCAGUGUCUCCUAUGUCAAACCUGUUUUGCAUCUGCUUAACAACAAUAUUCUUGCUGUUGAGGAAGAUGACACUGAACUCACCAAGUCAAUCAAAGAGAAGAUUCUGAGUUACCUCAACUUGAAGUAUUCCAGUACAGACACCCAAGAUCUACUUGAUGUUUCAUCUUUUAUCGACCCUAGGUUCAAAGUGCAGUACAUCAGUGAGGACAGGGUUGCAGCAAUCAAAGCUAGAGUGGUGUCGGAGGUGGAAUCUCUUCUCCAGCAGGACAAGAGCUUUGCUGCCGGAGCCAGUAACACUGAAACCGAAUCUCAGGAAGCACCUGCUAAGAAACUGAAGACCUUGGGUAGCCUAUUCAAGGCAAACACGUCGGGACCUCGUGCCUCCAAGCUAGUGUCUGAAAAAGACAAAAUUGUACUAGAACUAAAUCAUUAUCUACUUUCUCCUUUGGCUGACAGUGAAUCGGAUCCAUUGAUCUGGUGGAAAGCUCAGCAGACCAACUUCCCUAGACUCUGCAAACUUGCACAGAAGUAUUUGUGCAUACCAGCAACAAGUGCUGCAUGUGAGAGAGUUUUCAGUACCUGUGGUAACAUUGUUACAUGCAAACAGACAAGACUAAAACCUGAUACUGUUGACAAACUCGUGUUUUUGGCAAAAAACAUAUAAAAUAUUGUGUUUAAUAUCAUGUUUGACAACAAUGCAGCAAAUGUACACGGGAGAGAAACCAUAUCACUAAUGUAUGUGAGAAUAAGUUACAACACUAAGAUGACACCAGCAUCUUCACACAGGAGAGAAACCACACCUCUAAUGAAUG